AUGCAACACCAAGAGCAGCCCGGCUGGGCGCAGCCAUGCAUGCUUCCAACUCACGCUGUCGCUGCGUUGCACAACCCUUACGCAGGAGUUCCAUUUGCAUGGCAGCUGACAGAAACGGUGGACAAUUUCCUUGCUCGUUUGCCUCCAGCUAUGACAGCCCAGAUGCCCGAAACUCCAUGGAUAUAUAUAUGCAACCCUUACAUUCCACGCGUCGCAAAGUCGGAAGGCUUAGGACAGACGAACAAAGGCAACGAAGACGACGGGCCAGAGCAAGAAGGCGCUAGAUUAGAUGUUGUUAUCGAGGGUGGCAUGGAGCGACUGGAGCUUUUAGACACCUUUUUGCGCGAAGUUCCGAAUUUUGGUAUACCGCCAUCCACCACCGAGAGAGAGCAAAAUAAAGAGCGAUCACAAGCCACGCAGGACAUUUUACACCUUGCACAUAUUGGGAAAGUCCGUGCAGGAAAGUGGAUGAUAUUUUGCGAUGUUUUGGACGUGAAUGAGGUGUGGGAGCUUGUUGCUAAAGCUACAGCAAGCAAUGAGCUUGGGAUCGCAGCAAAAGUUGCCCCACGGCCAGAGCAAGGUGAUCCGCGGAAAGAGCGCCUGAUAUGCGUGUGCACAAAAGAUUUCAUGGACAAAGUCGACAUCGGGCGUGUUGUCCAAAGAUUGAAAGAGCUCGGGCUGGCGGACGGCAAGUUGAAAAGGAUAUACUACAAGCCCGGCGGAAACCGAUGGGGCUUGAAGGCGUCCAUCUACAACUCAUCGGAGGCAUUUCCUCGCGCUCAAGAUGUUGUGAUGACGCUAUGA
This is a messenger RNA of Beauveria bassiana ARSEF 2860, 804 nucleotides long. RefSeq names its product DNA polymerase II large subunit-like protein. The transcript is spliced from 3 exons. The coding region runs from base 1 to 804 and encodes 267 amino acids. NCBI's taxonomy places the organism in Eukaryota, Fungi, Ascomycota, Sordariomycetes, Hypocreales, Cordycipitaceae. The record is from RefSeq and is a predicted model, not a curated record.